Messenger RNA from Camponotus floridanus (Florida carpenter ant), 1155 nucleotides. Its product is annotated as leucine-rich repeat extensin-like protein 2. Lineage: Eukaryota; Metazoa; Arthropoda; Insecta; Hymenoptera; Formicidae. The transcript has 3 exons. The coding region runs from base 106 to 687 and encodes 193 amino acids. The record is from RefSeq and is a predicted model, not a curated record.
CGUGAAAGCUCGCAAGUGAAACGCCGCCCGCUCGACACGUUCCUCUUUUUCUACGUGCCUUACAUUUCGGGAGUACCACCUGAAUCCGAUACACACGUAGGAGAAAUGCGGACCGUCGCAAGCACGAUUUUCGUGAUCGCCUGUUCAUCGAUCGCGUUGGUGAUCGCGAAACCGGCGCCGGAGCCGCCGGUGAGCUCGUACUUCCCACCCUCCGGUGGGGGUGGUCCCUCCGGUAGCUACGGGCCACCCGCGGACCGUUAUGGACCGCCGCAACAGAAUCCGGUGGUCCACAAGCACGUGUACGUCCACGUACCGCCACCGGAAGCACCCGAGUACAAGGCGCCCAAGCACGUGCCGCAGCCGCAGCCGCCGCAGAAACACUACAAGAUAGUCUUUAUCAAGGCGCCGACGCCGCCUACGCCGACCGCGCCGCAGUUGCCACCGCUGCCGCAGCCGGAUGAGGAGAAGACGUUGAUCUACGUGCUCGUCAAGAAACCGGAAGAGGCGCCCGACGUUGUACUUCCGACGCAGGCGCCGACGCAGCCUAGCAAGCCCGAAGUCUACUUCAUCCGAUACAAAACUCAGAAGGAAUCACAGGGCGGCGAAUACGGUCCACCGGGGCAACAACCGGGACAACCCAUCGAUAGUUAUGGAGCACCACAUCCGGGUCCCAGCGGACCGUAUUAAAUUGGUCGUUAAAUAAAUCGAGAAUCGUGUGUCACGCCGUCCUCGAAACUCGGCCACCUUCAGUCGGGAGACGGUUUCUCUAUCUCUCGGAGACUAUUCUCGAUCACUUUCUUUCUCAUAAUGGACGCGGACGUGAAUCCGGACACCCGGACACUUGGAUCUUAAUAACUGUAGGAGGGUUGUAUAUAUAUCUGUAAUUCUGUAUCUCGUAAGAUAGACCGCAUGGUGUUUAAAGGAUGCUUAAGAGGCGGACGCUUCGUAUUGCCAAGUCUACUCGCGCGCACACGUAGAUGUAUGUACGUGUGCGUGAUCCCCGAAUAACUGGCCGAGUAUCAAGUACGCUCGUGUCCGUCUUAAAAAGAUAUCUUAAAAAGAGAAAUGUGAAACAAAUCAUUUUAUAUGCGAGACGUCGAUGUUUCUUUCGUAUCUUUUAAGAAAAUAAUCGUAAAUAUACACUUUUUAUAUCAA